AUGAAGAGGUUAGAGUGUGAAUUCUCCAAAAAAGGGUCUUCAUCUUCCCUUGAAACCAUGAAAGAUUCUGCUGACGAGCAACUAAAGGUUUCUCGUCAACGACUAGAUGGAAAUUCAUCCAAGAAUAGCUCGAACAAAUCCAUCAACCAAACUCAUGACCACCCAAAAGUUCCCCGACUACGGUGGUCAACUGAGCUUCAUCGAUGUUUUGAAAACGCAGUUGAAAGGCUCGGUGGUGCUGAAAGGGCAACUCCGAAAAUGGUAUUGCAGAUGAUGAAUGUAAAGGGAGUAUCUAUAUCCCACAUCAAGAGCCAUCUUCAGGAAGAUAGUGACUGCAAUGGUGAAGAGAAUGGAGAUGCCAUCGCUAAAAUUGCCUACAAGGAUUUCUUUAACACCGGUUUCACUUCUUAUGAUCAUGUAAGUGAUGAUGAUGUGAUUGCUUCUUCUUCUUCAAAUGACAAGGGAAGUAAGACAGAGUCGUCAACUCUGGAAGGUCCUCAUGCUUCUUCUGUCAAAGCUUCAUGUGUUGAUGGCAAGAAUGUGUCCCUUGACCUCACUCUUGGCUAA
Molecule: messenger RNA, 567 nt
Organism: Cynara cardunculus var. scolymus (artichoke)
Lineage: Eukaryota; Viridiplantae; Streptophyta; Magnoliopsida; Asterales; Asteraceae
Product: probable transcription factor KAN4
Exons: 4
Coding region: 1-567 (188 amino acids)
Molecular function (GO): DNA binding; DNA-binding transcription factor activity
Source: RefSeq, a predicted model, not a curated record